Messenger RNA from Melampsora larici-populina 98AG31, 891 nucleotides. RefSeq lists its product as uncharacterized. The record is from RefSeq and is a predicted model, not a curated record. The coding region runs from base 99 to 584 and encodes 161 amino acids. Lineage: Eukaryota; Fungi; Basidiomycota; Pucciniomycetes; Pucciniales; Melampsoraceae. The transcript is spliced from 5 exons.
GUCAUACCACCCACAUCAAUCUCAUCCUCAACGUCUUUCUUAAACCAAUCUUCCUAAAUUCCUAUCAAACAGCAUAUUCCUCCACCACCAUCAUCAAUAUGUCGGCCCAAGACAAGUUCAACUACUACAUCGCCCAGAUCGACAAAGAACUCUCCAAAUAUCCAGCAUUGAUCAAGCUAGAGAAACAAGUUCAAGUCCCUAAAGCUUAUGCUAUUCUCGGUCUCGCCGGUGUACUCUCAAUAUUCAUCUUUUUCAACAUUGCCGCUGGUUUCUUGACCACCCUCUUGGGAUGGGCUUUACCGGCUUAUUUAUCUUUACAAGCCUUGGAAACCCCUAGCUCGGGUGACGAUGUACAGUGGCUCACUUACUGGACUGUCUUUGGAGUUUUCAACAUCAUCGAAACUUUUGCCGAUAUUAUUCUAUAUUGGUUCCCCUUCUACUACACCUUCAAAUGUGUUUUCAUUGUCUGGCUCAUGUUGCCACAAACCCGUGGAGCACAAACCGUUUACUUCAAAGCCCUCAAGCCUCUCGUAGCCAGCACCCAAAUCAAGACCAGUGCUCCUCCAGAGACCGCUCCUCAAUAGAUGCAAUUAAAUUCUGAUAAGUUGUUGAAUCACUCAAUCGUUCAUUCAUCAUGUUUCCCCAUUUUGAUCGAAUAUGUUUAGUGUCUCUAAUAGCUAUCUCGAGCAUCUUCAAAUCUAAGAAAAAAAUUAUUCAACUUGUUACAUGAUGUUGUGUUGUCAGUCUGCGUAUGCUUGUACGUGUGGCGUGUGCGUGUGUGAUUAACUAUUAACUGAAUGUUUGACCUAGAAUUGCUCUGGUGUCCUCUUCUUUUUCGCUUGGUGUCAUUUGUCUAUGAAAUACUCUGCUGCCCUGCAGUUUGUCCUUUAC